Molecule: messenger RNA, 1694 nt
Organism: Drosophila innubila
Lineage: Eukaryota; Metazoa; Arthropoda; Insecta; Diptera; Drosophilidae
Product: reticulocalbin-2
Exons: 5
Coding region: 449-1477 (342 amino acids)
Cellular component (GO): endoplasmic reticulum
Molecular function (GO): calcium ion binding
Source: RefSeq, a predicted model, not a curated record
UAUGUAAAUAAUAAUUUUUAAAAUGUUUAAAAAUAGUUAAAAUUUUUAGUGAAAUAAUAAAUGAGAUAGUUUAGAAGCUUGUAACAGUCGGCCAGACAGUGUAGCGUUCAUAAAUAUCGCAAAUUUGUGUGCGCGUCCCAAAACAGCUGGUUACGCAAAUUCAUUGACUGGGUUCAAAAGAGUUCAUAGAUUUUUUGGGCUAUUAGAAUCUCAAGUGCCAAACCGAUUGUGUGUCUGUGUGCAUGCGUGUGUUUUAUGUUUUCUUAAAAACGCUCAGCAUCCAAGAGCACUAAAAGGCUACCAAAUAAACGCUUAAUGAGCUCAGUAUGCGCCUGACGAGCAAACCGUGAGCAUCAAACGACAUCGCAGAACAUUUCUUUAGCUCUCACAGUCUCACAUAUAAACAAAUAGCCGGGAGCUGCUUUGCAUAGUCAUUAGUCAAUUGAUUAUGGCCAGAAUAAUACCGCUUUGGCCAAUGCUACUCUGUGCGUUGGCCAUUAUGGCAACUGUUGGACCAAUGCCCACCCAUGGCGCUGUGGCCAACUCUCACAAGCAUGAGAAGCACACGAGUAAGGAGCGUGUCAAGGAUGGUAUCUAUGCACCGCGGGAUGCACAUCAUCAUGGCGAGCACGGCGAGCAUAAUGUGGAGUUCGAUCAUGAGGCCAUUAUAGGGAAUACAAAAGAGGCACAGGAAUUUGACACGUUGUCACCGGAAGAGUCGAAGCGACGUCUGGCCAUACUCAUUCGAAUGAUGGAUUUGAACAAGGAUGAAUAUAUCGAUCGACAUGAAUUAAAAGCGUGGAUUUUAAGGUCUUUUAAAAAACUCUCCGAGGAGGAAGCAGCGGAUCGUUUUGAGGAACUCGAUCUGGACUCGGAUGAUUUAAUUACUUGGAAAGAAUAUUUGCUAGACACCUAUGCCAUGGAGGAUGAAGACUUUAAAAAGGAAGUCAUUGAUUUCGACAGCUAUGAGGAUGAACAGAAUAUGAUAAAACAGGACAAGGAAAUGUUCAAUGCAGCGGAUACUAACAAGGAUGGAAUGCUCACGAUGGAGGAGUAUAUCUUAUUUCAAAAUCCCGAGGAGCAUCCCCAAAUGCUGCCCGUUCUGCUGGAGCAUACGAUGGAGGACAAGGAUACUAACCACGAUGGUAAAAUCGAUUUCCAGGAGUUUGUUGGUCAUGCGGCCGCUCAUCACGACAAGGAAUGGCUAGUGACAGAGAAGGACCGCUUUGACAAAGACCACGAUGAAAACGGCGAUGGUGUUCUCACAGGCAAUGAGGUGUUAUCCUGGAUUGUGCCAAGUAAUACAGCAAUAGCCACCGAUGAAGUGGAUCACCUGUUUGUUUCUACGGAUGAGGAUCACGAUGACCGUCUUUCAUAUUUGGAAAUCCUCAACAACUACGACACAUUUGUAGGCAGCGAGGCUACCGAUUAUGGUGAUCAUUUGCAGAACAUAAAUCAUAUUUCCGACGAGCUGUAAUCCAUUGAACAUAUGACGAUUUUUCUAGAGGUUCUGUGCUUACUAUUGUAUUUUAUUCAUUUAGUUAGUAAAUUAAUGUUUUAUUCAUGCAAAUCCCUUUCUUAACAUGAUCAUUUAUAAAUUAUACAUAAGCCAAAAAAAUGUAUGUAUUGUAAUGUAUUUAUGUAGUAAUUUAUAUAGACAUCAAAUAGAAUCUACAAUAUUAAAACAUAGCAUA